Molecule: messenger RNA, 3177 nt
Organism: Ceratotherium simum simum (southern white rhinoceros)
Lineage: Eukaryota; Metazoa; Chordata; Mammalia; Perissodactyla; Rhinocerotidae
Source: RefSeq, a predicted model, not a curated record
GGUGAGCUGCGGUUGCCGGGUGACAAGUCGGAUCCGGGACAGUCGUAAUGGCAGAAACUGCUUCUCCACUGAAGCACUUUGUGCUGGCUAAGAAGGCAAUUACUGCAAUCUUUGACCAGUUACUGGAGUUUGUUACUGAGGGAUCACAUUUUGUUGAAGAAACAUUCAAGGAUCCAGAACUUGACCGAAUAGCUACUGAGGAUGAUCUGAUAGAAAUACAGGGGUAUAAAAACAAACUUUCCAUCAUUGGUGAGGUGCUGUCUCGGAGACACAUGAAAGUGGCAUUUUUUGGCAGGACAAGCAGUGGGAAGAGCUCCGUUAUCAAUGCAAUGUUGUGGGAUAAAGUCCUCCCUAGUGGGAUUGGCCAUACGACCAAUUGCUUCCUGAGUGUUGAAGGAACCGAUGGAGAUAGAGCCUAUCUUAUGACAGAAGGAUCAGAAGAGAAAAGGAGUGUGAAGACAGUUAAUCAGCUUGCCCAUGCUCUUCAUAUGGACAAAGACUUGAAAGCUGGCUGUCUUGUACAUGUGUUUUGGCCAAAGGCAAAAUGUGCCCUCUUGAGAGAUGACCUGGUUUUAGUGGACAGUCCGGGUACAGAUGUCACUACAGAGCUGGAUAGCUGGAUUGAUAAGUUUUGCUUAGAUGCUGAUGUCUUCGUUUUGGUUGCAAACUCGGAAUCAACACUAAUGAACACGGAAAAACAGUUUUUUCACAAGGUAAAUGAGCGACUGUCCAAGCCUAAUAUUUUCAUUCUGAAUAAUCGUUGGGAUGCCUCUGCAUCAGAGCCAGAAUACAUGGAAGAUGUACGCAGACAGCACAUGGAACGAUGCCUACAUUUCUUGGUGGAGGAGCUCAAAGUUGUGGAUCCUUUAGAAGCACAGAAUCGUAUCUUCUUUGUUUCUGCAAAGGAAGUUCUUAGUGCUAGAAAGCAGAGAGCACAGGGGAUGCCGGAAGGUGGUGGGGCACUUGCUGAAGGAUUUCAGGCAAGAUUACAAGAAUUUCAGAAUUUUGAACAAAUCUUUGAGGAGUGUAUCUCGCAGUCAGCAGUGAAAACAAAGUUUGAGCAGCACACUAUCAGAGCUAAACAGAUACUAGAUACUGUGAAAAACAUAAUGGAUUCAAUAAACGUGGCAGCAGCAGAGAAAAGGGUUUAUUCAAUGGAAGAGAGGGAAGACCAAAUUGAUAGACUGGACUUUAUCCGAAACCAGAUGAAUCUUUUAACAUUGGAUGUUAAGAAAAAAAUCAGGGAGGUUACGGAGGAGGUGGCAAACAAGGUGUCAUGUGCAAUGACAGAUGAAAUUUGUCGACUCUCUGUUUUGGUUGAUGAAUUUUGUUCUGAGUUUCAUCCUACUCCAAGUGUAUUGAAAGUAUAUAAAAAUGAGUUAAAUAAGCACAUAGAAGAUGGUAUGGGAAGAAAUUUGGCUGAUCGGUGCACCAAUGAAGUCAAUGCUUCAAUGUUUCAAUCCCAGCAAGAAAUUAUUGAAAACUUGAAGCCAUUACUUCCAGCUGGUAUACAGAAUAAACUACACACACUCAUUCCUUGCAAGAAAUUUGAUCUCAGCUAUGACCUAAAUUGCCACAAGUUAUGUUCAGAUUUUCAAGAGGAUAUUGUAUUUCGUUUUUCCCUGGGCUGGGCUUCCCUCGUCCAUCGUUUCUUGGGUCCUACAAAUGCUCAGAGGGUGCUUCUAGGAUUAUCAGAGCCUAUCUUUCAAGUAAGUCUUUUGGUUUUGUUUUUUGUUUGUUUGUGGUGGAGUAGGCUUUUUAUUAGAUGUUUAUUGCUGCGCUACACAGAUAUGUUCGUCAUCAUGAUUUGGAAAACUGUAGGCUGGAAACUCAUAUCUGUCUCAUUAAGUAUGUACGGAGCUUUGUAUCUUUAUGAGAGGCUGACCUGGACCACCCGUGCCAAGGAGAGAGCCUUUAAACAGCAGUUUGUGAACUAUGCAACUGAGAAACUGCAGAUGAUUGUCAGCUUCACGAGUGCAAACUGCAGCCAUCAAGUACAGCAGGAAAUGGCUACCACUUUUGCUCGCCUGUGCCAACAAGUUGAUGUUACACAAAGACAUCUGGAAGAAGAAAUUUCUAGAUUAUCCAAAGAAAUAGAUCAAUUGGAGAAAAUACAAAACAAUUCAAAGCUCUUAAGAAAUAAAGCUGUUCAACUUGAAAAUGAGCUGGAGAAUUUUACUAAGCAGUUUCUACAUUCAAGCAAUGAAGAAGAAUCUUAACAAUAGAGAUUACUUUGGUGAUCACCGUAGGAGAAAAUGGAACUUGGAAGAUUGGGACAGUUGUUAUUUUUAUGAAAUUACUUUAAACAUGAAUUAUACUAACUGCAUCUAAAUAGCAAAUCCUUGUGUAGAUUCUGGUAAUGAUCUAUCUCAGGGUGUUUGCAUUUCUGAAGAGUGUUAUGAUGUCUCUGUAGUUUUAAUUUUGGGUAAAGAAAAGGCUCAACUGUUUGAUGUGUUAAAAUGAUGAAUUAAUUAAAAGCAACAGACCAACUAUGUGACCCCUGAGGGGUGGGGCCUUGCUCUUAAUUAGGGCUCUCUCUGUUUUUGAUUCUGAAAAACUCUGCUUCCUGGCAUCCAGGAGUUAGAGAAGGCUCCUUUCAUCUUCUUUCUCAAAACUAAUUUUUGAUGCCUACUCUAAUGGGAAUAGUCACCUUUUUUGUUUUAUAAACUGCAUUGCUCUAACCACCAAGAAGGAGUGUGAAAUGUUCUUGAGUAUAUUAUUUAUGCAAGUUACAAUCACUUUUGCCAUCCUGACAGGUAUGUAAACCACUAAUAAAUAUGCUGUUUUUACUCCCUCUUUUAUCCCCAUUAAAACUGAUAUAAAACAGUUAUAAAGGUUUAUUAUAGUUUCUUAUAAAAGUUACCUGGGUCCGGUUUCCUGGUCUGUUUCUAAAGAAACAUUUUCAGCUUCAAUUAUGAUUACAGUAAGGAAAACUUUCUAUCUCAGUUUUAGGAGUAAAGUUUGAAGUGAUAAAAAUAGCCAAAGAUAUGGGAGGUCUGAAUUUUGGGUGGUUACAGUCAUGUACAAAUGCUGUUCUUCAGAAGAUAUUUGCCAAGGAUAGUGCUGGGUUGUUCCCCCAGGCUGGCUUUUACUUUUAUUUAAUUGUAUGAAUUUGUCAGGGCGUGGUUAAAAAUUAUUACUGCAUUUUUUACCUUAAUGAAAUGUUUAUGGGUUCAA